GUGUAUAAACAUCCACGUUGGCUCACUUUUUCCUUGAAAACGCUCCAAAUCCGUGAUACAAUCGCAUUUUGCCUAUUUAAUUAUUUUGCUUAUUAUUUAAUAAUAAUUAUUUAUUUAAGACUAUAGUAAUAAUUAUUUACAAUUAGAAAUUACCGUCGCAUAACUCAAUGCAUCUCCUCCAAUUUCCAUUUUAAUUUUUUUAAGAGUGCUCACCAUCCCUGUGCAAGGUCCGCUCCAUUCUGAAUAUAUAUCGACCACUGAUUUGAAAGAUUGACUUUAAAUACUUUUAUUCUUAUUCAGUCUAGUUAGCUAAAUAGUUAAUUUAUACAUUCCUAUUAAACCUGGUUUCGUAAGAAGUUUCUCCCAUUCAUCGUUAUUGGAAAUUUCAGUUUGUAAUGCCGCUGGUGUUGUUUUCUUAGCCAUUUUUCGUACAGAUUUUAAACCACCCUAUAAAAACGAACGAUUUUGCGGAAGAUAAUCCUCGUCGGCGUGUCGAAAUAAAGGACGGAUUCGACGAUCUCUCGCGAUAAGGGACACCACCGUCGCUUGAAUAUUUCGAACAAAAAGAUUGACGUUUCGCGGGCGGGGUGACAUCACUAUCGUUUUCUGGUUGUGUUGUGUCAGUCACUCGUAGAAUGACGCAGUAGAAGGUCGUUUCAGAGAUGGCGAGCUUCCCAGCAUGAAAUACAAUUUUAUGGCGAGGUAAAAAUAUUUUGUUUGGAAAGAAAAAAUGUCUGCAGACUCUCCAAGGCGUGGUGUGCAUAAAGGAGUUCAAGUUGUAUCACCUCAGCCAAUAAUUGAUCGUUCAAUUAUAGAUAGUGUUGCAGGAAUAAUUAACGAUAUUGUUCCACAGGCUUAUGCUGGCACACCAAAUUCUGAGAAUAAAGAAUCUAUAUCAUGGGCACGGUUUGAGUAUGCAGACAUUAAUGACCCUGCCCUGUAUCCAGAUUACAAUGAAGGCUCUAAUACACCACCUUUAUUAUUGGUGCUUGGUUAUACAACUGGAGUUCAGGUAUGGUUGAUAGCUGCUACAGGGGAAGCUACUGAAGUAUUAUCAUGGCGACAAGGAAUAGUUCGUACUCUGAGAAUUUUACCAAAUCCAAAGACUGAUGAUGAACAUGCUGAUUUGUUUGAGCUGAAACGGCCAAUGGUAGCAAUAUGUGAUUCAGCUGGACCUGGACCACAAUUUUGCAACAUUAGUUUCAUUUCGCUAAAAACUGGGGAACAAGCUAAAAGCAUAAAAUUUAAAAAUCCUGUUUGUGACAUUUUGGCAAAUAAACGAUCCAUAGUAGUGACAUUUUUAGAAAAAAUCGCCGUGUUCGAUGCUCGAACAUUGGAAGACGUAUUAACAGUUACAACAUGUUAUGCCAGUCCCGGUCCAAAUCCAAAUCCUGUUGCUUUAGGCACAAGAUGGCUUGCUUAUAGUGAAAAGAAAUUAUUACCAGCAAAAAGAAGCAGUGGUGGUUGCGAAGGUGAAGGAGUACAAAGUUAUACAGCAACUGUUCUCUACGCGGCGAAAUCUUUAGGAAAAGGAUUGCGUGGUUUGGGAGAAACCGUCGCAUCCAGUUUAACUGGCAAUUCAGUAUCACCAGUAGUCAUUAAUAAUACAGGCAGUGAUAUAACUCAACCAGGAGUUAUUACGAUAUUAGAUCUGCAAGCAGCAAAAGAGGAGAAAGAAUUAGAUGAUGCGAACAUAGAGACUGUCAUUGCUCAUUUUACUGCCCAUAGUGAUGCAAUCGUUGCCAUGACUUUUGAUUUAAGCGGUGCGUUGCUAAUGACCGCUGACAGAAGGGGGCAUGAUUUUCAUGUAUUUAGAAUUCAGCCACAUCCAGGUGGUCCCACUUUGGCAGCAGUACAUCAUUUGUAUAUUUUACAUCGUGGAGAUACUACUGCGAAAGUGCAGGAUAUGGUCUUUUCGAGCGAUACUCGUUGGGCCGCAAUUUCAACUGUACGGGGCACUACUCAUGUUUUCCCCGUUGCACCAUACGGUGGUCCGGUAGGAAUACGAACUCAUUCCACACCUCAUGUUGUAAAUAGACUAUCGAGAUUUCAUAGAAGUGCAGGUUUAAUGGAUGACGGCGCCAGAUCUCAUUCUCCUGUAUCUCAUACAGAGUUACCUUUAUCAGUAUAUCCAUAUUCUAAUCCAAGACUUCCUCCAUAUCCUCAUCCGACUGUACUACAUCCUUUGACACAGAUACGACAACCAUCUUCGUUGAAUCACAUAAACAGUCAAACUCAACAGAGUAGACCACAACAACGACAACGAUUGCACUCAGAUGAUAGUGGAACAUUACCAUUAAAAAUAUGUGCUUGCUUUGCACCUCCAAGAGCUUGGAUGUAUGCACAAAGAGAAUCGACUGUAAAAGUUAUGAAAAGAGCAAUCGAUUCUUUAUUCAUCAUGGCAUGUCAUGGAAAUAUGAUACAAUAUGAUUUAGAUCCCAAGCCAGCCGCAGGUAUACCAAAGGAAAAAGUAUGUGACGAUACGAUGAUAGAAUUAGAAGUUGAAGCCAAAGGUCAAUGGCCUCUUCUAAGAUCUCCGAAUUCAAUGGAAAUUGUGCCACCUCUGCCAACAUCUAGUUCUUUACUAAGUGUCAAUAGUGUACCGAAAGACAUUCAAGAUAAUGACUUAGCAGAGGAUCGUUGGCUAAGCCAAGUAGAAAUUGUAACACAUGCUGGACCACAUAGACGACUUUGGAUGGGACCUCAGUUUGUGUUUAAAACCUAUAAUGCAACUAGCGGGGCGCCUGUAAACCUUGUUGAAGCGGAGGCUGUUGAAAUCGGAGUGACUGGUGGAUCUCGUCCUGCGAGAUCAAAUCCGGUCAACAUGCCACAUGCUGCAUCCAGAUCAUUGGUACCUGUGGUCAUCGAUGGAUCGGGAAGUAGUUAUGAGCAAUCACCAAGAUUUAUGGAGGCGUAUGGUGACCCACUAGAUAGUGAAAACGCUACUGGAGGUGAAAACCAAUUGAGAGAGGAUCUGGCCGAAGCUAUGCUGGAGACGUCGAUUGCACCACAUCGUGCUCCUGGGAGGCGAUCGGUAUUUGAGAGGGUGGGUCAACCGGUAACUAAAGUCGUCAACCCUCUGGGCACCGUGAUUACUGUGUCGGCCGAUGAGGAGGACAUUAACUCCAGUCAGGAGUUCGAUUUCGCCGAGGAGAACUACAUGCCGGAACCACCUAGAAGCGUGUGCGCCGAAGAGGGUCCGGCUUCUCUCGGUGAACUCGAGCCAGAGAGCCAAACGCUGCGUGAUCUCACGGAAAUUUGCGCGGAAAUGCGCUCAGCUAGCGAGCCAGCGAUCGAUAGCGUGCCGGACGAAAAUAUCUGCGAGGUGAAGGAAAGAAAAUCGCUGUGCGUCGAGAUCGCUUCGAUCGCGAACCCUGGCAACUCGACCAUCGAUUUUGAAAAGGAGGAAGCAUUCCGCGAUGUGCCGACCAGCUUGAGCCUGUGCGUGGAACAGGGUGAGAUUCCCAGCAGCCCUAUGACCCAGGCGAAGGAAGCUGCCUGGUGCAAAAAAUUUGAUAAGAGGGAAGACAAAGUGACACAGGAGAGGAAUGUAUCCGAGGAGGCAGAGUAUGUAGUCAACUGCGACGAGGAUAGCAUCGUAUUAAUGGAAAAUAAGGCAGCUCACGGACGAAAAAGUACGUCGGUACAUUGUAGAACUGACAAUAAGAAAGCUUGCGAGCUUGAAAGGGCCGCGAAGAAAUCAGGGAAGAACGGCUCCUCCGCGUGCUCCAGUAAACGAACCGAGAGUAAAACUCCUGCUAAGAAGUACAUUUUGAAAGAACACGAGGACAGUGUCGUCAUCGAGGACACUACUUGCGACGAUUCUAAAUAUGAUUGUGGCAAGAAAAAAGGUUGCGAAAGAAACGUGGCCGGAGAUACAAAGAAUAAGAAUACCGAAACGAGAAGCGGAGAAUCUUCGAAAGAAACUGGAAGGGGUAAAAGCAGAACAAAGUUCUCCACUGUUCAGGAUUUCAAAGAGAUGAGAGCUGAACUUUUCACGGAAGGUAAAUGUUCAACGAAGCAGACAGAGCCGAUCGUAGAAAUGGACACACUAAUCGAAGAAGCUGAGAAGAAAGAAGAUAUCAAAUCGAUUAUCAGCGUCGAUGUAUUAACUAAAGAGACAGAUAAAUACAAAUCGCCACCGUCAGACUCGACCGACGAUUUCAGUUCCAGCGAGUAUCACAUCAUUGAUGCACCUUGCUGCAGCAAAGAUGGCACAUCGAUCCAGUCUGAUGAAGACAUCGAGCAUAUCCAAAGCUCUGAAAUCACUCAAUUACAGCAGUCUGAGUGCACCGACAGCGAUAAAUGCACGGACGUGAUAAGUUGCGCAGGUUCGUCGCCGAUUUUGCAGAGGAAGAACAGCAAGAACACAAUAUCUGACGACGACAUUGAAUAUAUACAUACCUCUGAACUAGUAGAGACACCUGACAAAAUUUCCAGAGAAGACUCGAAGUUUGAAACGAACGAGUCGGCUAAAAGCAAACGAACGUUCUCUGACGAUGAUAUAGAACACAUCCAGCAUUCAGACAUCUACGAUACUCCAUCCGAAAGAACUAAAGAAGUUCAUGACAGAAGCACGAAGAGAUCGCAGGAUACUUCAGCGGAGCAAACGUCGAAAUCAAAGAACGCGAAGAAAACGAAGGACAUCGUGGUCAUCGAGGGCGACACGUCGGCCGCUGACGUGACUGUGAUCUUUAAACCAGCCGACACUUGGAAGGGUAAGAGUAUAGAGAGAAAAGAGGAACCAGAAGAAUUUACCACGAGAGAUAUACCGUCUAGUGAGAAUCCUAGUCCACUAAGGAAAGCUAAGAUUCGUUUUGCUAAAAUAUCUCCUGCAAAUGUUGCGCCCAAACGACCGCAAGCAGAUAUUGAGAUAAUUGACAUCGACGCGAUGCAGAAGGCCGAGAUGGAAGUACUGGCCGACGCCGCGUCCAUUUCAGAAUGCAAAGUCCUUGCCGGCGCUGAAGUCUGUGGCACUCGCACGAAAAAGUCACGCAAGAGCAAGAAAACCAACAACGAGAACAACGUGCAAAGCUGCGAAGCUUUGUCGUCGACCGAGCCUGCACAAUCUGCCGAAGAACUUUCAAGGCAGUCGAUCUCUCAGGAGCCGGCAGCUGAGUUUUCUUGGAGCGCCGUGGUGAAGAAGAAGAGUGGUUCUCCCGUGGCCGCAGAAGCUCGAAAAGAGGACGAUAAAGUCGAGAGUUACAAGCCGAAACGAUCGUUCGAGCCUUCGGUCGAGGGAUCUUCAUCGUGCACGCCUAUCUUGGAGAAAAUAGAAUCCUUGAAGAAGAAGAUACACGAGUCUUCGUUGAGGAAGAGCGUGGACAAGAAGAGUUCGAGUUCUCAGGUGAUAGAUAAGCUGCGGGAGGCUGUUUUAGAAUUAUACCCUGAAGAGUCUUCCGUUCAGACAACAGAACUUUCUUGGAGUUCCAUCGUCAAGAAGAAGAGCACCUGUUGUUCUGUCGAGGCUGAGACGAGGAAAGAACCUGACCUCGACCCGAUAGUAGAGGAAAUGAUUAAUGACGAAAGGAAAACUUACCGAAAAUCCUCGAUUCGCUCGUCGAUGGUGGAUCAAUUGAAGGAAGCUGUCACAGAAACAACUAUGGGAGAAUCAUCUGUUCAGGCAACAGAAGGAUCUUGGAGUUCCAUUGUUAAGAAAAGGCCUGUCACUUCCGCGGCAAGCGAGUCGAUCACGCGGAAGGAAACUGUCGAGCGGAAAACUCACAGAAAGUUGGAUCUACCGACCGAUUCUACGACCCGUGACUACGAGACUACGAGUUCGUCCGCGGAUAAAAGCACGCCGUCCGAGAAAUCCUUGAAGUUGGAAACUGUAAGCGAGAUGGACGAAAAACUUUCGAUCGAUUCGAAGACCUGGAACGUUGGUGGGCCAGCGCUGAUGGACUCAACGUUUACGAAAGAAGAUUCCUCGGAGCUCGAGCGAGACACCGAGCCCGAGAAGAAGAGCGACUCGGAGCAGGAGAUUGUGCCGGAACGUUCGAGCUCUUCGGACGAGUUGAACGCGAACGUGGUGUUCACGAACGCCGAGGGAGAAUAUUCUGGUCGCGAGACGACUGAGAAGAAUGCGACGAAUGGCUCGAACUCCUCGGUCUGCGCCACGUCGAAAAAAGGCACCAGGUCGAAGAAAAAAAAACGCAGAUGA
Molecule: messenger RNA, 6160 nt
Organism: Heterotrigona itama
Lineage: Eukaryota; Metazoa; Arthropoda; Insecta; Hymenoptera; Apidae
Source: the annotation of a GenBank genome assembly